CAGCGAUUCGUAUCGGCCCAUUUGCCCAUAUUGGUCCUUGUACGUCAACCUGGCGAAGGGAGAGGGGGAGAGAGAGAGACACUCCCUUCUCCCUGACAAGAAGCGGACGAAGAGAAAGAAGUGGAGGAGUGAGGGAGAUUUGUAGGGUUCUUCUUGUUCUUCCUCUUGCUCCCUCCGAACUGGCACAGGCUGAUCACGACAUAUAUGUACAUGUUUUCCGCGUUGAGGUUGAAUUUCAUGGAAGCUGCGUUUUAGGAACAAUCUUCUUAUAGUUCGCAGUGCCAUUCUUCCCCCCCCACUGCGGAGUUGUCAUCUGUCGAUCUUUAGGAAAUUUCGUUGGAUUGCUAAAACAAAGAAACAUGGAGUUCGUGCCUGUGGUUCACAGGAAAAUGUGUCGUUCAGGAAUAUGAUGCUUUUGCUGUGCAUGAAUCCUUAUCUUAUUUUGACUUAGGGGAGAUUCAUGAAUGCAUGCGGCUUAUUUUGGAUGUAAAAGCGGCGGGCUGCUGCCUUUUCUGUAUGGAUAUUUUGCUUCUUGGAAUUCCAUUUUAAAAUUGACUGUACCCUCUUCUUCUGCAUUUAGCAUCCUUUAAGGUUUGGAAAUAUGGGUAGCAAAAAGAUGGAUAUUGACAUUGGGCACAAGAUAAGUGAAACUGAUGAUUUGGAAGAAAAUCAUCAGAUGGAUGCUGUGGAAGCAUCUGAAUGUGGUCUCAAGACAAGUAGUUCUGCUUUAUCCAAGUAUGACUUAAGUAAAGAGGAGCUGCAUAAGUUUUUGAAGGAUGCCACAGUGUCUUUUUUUAAUGAAUGGGGACUGAUAAGUCAUCAGCUGAAUUCUUUCAACGAAUUUGUUGAUCAUGGGAUACACAAGCUUUUUGAUUCUCUUGGAGAGUUUCAGGUCUCUCCAGAUUACAAUCCAUCAAGAAAAACAUUUGGUGGUUGGCGGAGUGCAGUGGUGAAGUUUGGCAACGUUAGAAUUGACAAGCCUUCUUUCUGUGAUGAACAAGGGAAUACUUGGCCUCUCACUCCAAGCCAAGCACGUCUUCAGAACCUUUCAUAUUCAUCCCGUAUACAUGCUGAGAUAAAUGUCCAGGUUUUUGAAGAUGUGAAGAAAAAUGAAAAAUUUAAAACUGGAAAAGAACCAUACAGGAAUGCAGUCACUGAGAAGACAUGUGAUGUGCUGAUUGGCCGCGUUCCUGUGAUGGUAAAAUCAAGUCUUUGCUGCCUUGAAAAAGAAGAUUGUGAUUUUGACCUUGGAGGUUAUUUUAUCAUCAAAGGUUCAGAAAAGACCUUCAUUGCACAGGAAAGAAGAUGCUUAAGGAGGCUGUGGGUUUCAGAUAAGCCAACUUGGAUGAUAUCUUACAUUCCAGAUGAGAUAAAAAGGAGAAGAAUCUACAUAAAACUUUUAGGGACAUCAAAAGGAGCUUUAGCUGAAGUAAAAAUCAUAAAUGUAAUCUUCCUAUAUGCUGCAGUUCCUGUCUGGAUCAUGUUUUUUGCGCUUGGUGCUACAUCAGAUAAGGAAAUUGUCGACAUGCUUGACCUUGAUACCAGUGAUGGUAGUUUCUCAAAUAUAAUUCUUUCAGCAAUUUACGAUGCUGAUGAGAAAUGUGAAGACUUUCGUCGGAGCGGGAGGGCUAUGGAUUAUAUCAAUGGUCUAAUAAGAAAAUCAAAAUUUCCUCCAAGUGAAUCAAUGGAUGAGUGUAUCGACCUUUAUUUAUUUCCAGCUCUUCAGAGCCGUCGUAUGAAAGCUCUUUUUCUAGGAUACAUGGUCAAAUGCUUGCUAUUGUCAUAUUUUGGACAAAGAAAAAUUGACAAUAAGGAUGACUUUAGAAAUAAAAGGCUAGAAUUGGCAGGUGAAUUGCUUGAGCGGGAGUUAUUGCUGCAUGUGAGGAAUGCUGGAAGGCGCAUGAUCAGGGCUCUGCAAAGAGAUUUGUCUAAAGAUCUGAAGUCAAUUGAUAAUUACUUUGAUGCUUCAAUAGUGACAAAUGGCCUACAUAGAGCUUUCUCAACUGGAGGUUGGUCACAUUCAUAUAAAAGAAAUGAAAGAUGUUCUGGUGUCGUAGCGACCCUUCGAAGAACCAACCCUCUGCAAACAGUGUCAGAUAUGAGGAAAAGCCGCUUGCAAGUUCAAUAUACAGGAAAAAUUGGUGAUGCGAGAUACCCAAAUCCUUCAUACUGGGGCAAAGUAUGCUUUUUGUCCACACCUGACGGAGAAAAUUGUGGCCUUGUGAAGAAUUUGGCUGUCACAGGUCUUGUCAGCACUAGUUUGUUAGAUGUACCUUUGGACAAACUUGUUGAUUGUGGAAUGGAGGAUAUUGAUGACAGUUCUCUAUCUUCAUUGCAUGGAAGAUUCAAGAUUUUCUUGAAUGGGGAGUGGGUGGGGCUUUGUGAAGAUUCUAUUACCUUUGUUAGCAAUCUGAAGAACUUGCGCCGAAGUUUGAUAAUCAACCCUCAGGUGGAGAUUAAAAGAGAUGAGCAACUGAUGGAAAUACGCAUCUUCUCAGAUCCUGGCAGAAUUAUGCGGCCCCUUCUAAUUGUGGAGAAUAAUGAACUGGCUGUGUCUAAGGAGAAGAUAGAGAAAUUCAGAAGCAAAAACUAUUCAUUUAGUUGUCUUCUAGAGGAGAAAAUGAUAGAAUUCAUCGGUGUCGAAGAAGAAGAGGAUUGUCGUACUGCAUGGGGAUUUGCAUAUCUGUUGGAUCAUAAGGGCCAACCUGCACACUAUACCCAUUGCGAGCUUGACCUAUCUUUCUUGUUGGCCUUAAGUUGUGGAAUUAUUCCAUUUGCAAACCACAAUUUUGCUAGGCGUGUUCUUUAUCAAUCUGAGAAACAUUCCCAGCAAGCCAUAGGUUUUUGGACAACAAACCCCAAUGUCAGGGUUGAUACUCUUUCUCACCAGCUUUACUAUCCCCAGAAACCUCUUUUUAGGACUAUGAUUUCUGAUUGCAUAGGAAAAUCUGAACACUUCAAUGGGCAGAAUGCUAUUGUGGCUGUUAAUGUUCAUAUGGGUUAUAACCAAGAGGAUUCCCUUGUUCUCAAUCAAACUUCAUUACAACGGGGCAUGUACCGAACUGAGCAUUAUAGAAGCUAUAAAUCUGAGAUUGAUGUUGUGAAGGUGACAGGAAAGCGUUUUAAGGUUAAGGAAAAAGUGGACUUUGGAAAACCACUUACAGGGUAUGGUAGGGUGGACAGCCUUGAAGAUGAUGGAUUUCCAUUCAUUGGUGCAAACCUGCAAGCUGGUGAUGUAGUCAUCGGCAGAGUUGCAGAAUCAGGAGAGGAUCACAGUGUUAAGCUGAAACAUACUGAGAAGGGGAAGGUCCAGAGAGUUUUGUUGUCUGCAAAUGAUGAAGGAAAAAAUUUUGCUGUUGUAUCUCUUAGGCAGGUUAGAUCUCCAUGCCUUGGAGAUAAAUUUUCAAGUAUGCAUGGUCAAAAAGGGGUUGUUGGAUUCUUGGACUCUCAGGAGAAUUUUCCAUUCACUCGGGAAGGCAUCGUUCCAGAUAUAGUGAUAAAUCCUCAUGCUUUUCCAACAAGACAGACUCCUGGCCAGUUGUUAGAGUGUGCUUUGGGGAAAGGGAUUGCUUCUGGUGGUCGUAUGAAAUAUGCGACACCCUAUGCUGCUGCCUCCUUUGAUGAUAUCACAGAGCAGCUUCACAGCCUUGGCUAUUCGAGAUGGGGAAAUGAAAGAGUGUAUAACGGGAGAACAGGUCAACGACUAAAAAGUUUAAUUUUUAUGGGUCCUACAUUUUAUCAAAGACUGAUUCACAUGUCUGAAGACAAGGUAAAAUUCAGAAACACUGGACCUGUGCAUCCACUCACUCGGCAACCAGUAUCGGACAGAAAAAGAUAUGGAGGGGUCAAGUUCGGCGAGAUGGAAAGAGACUGCCUGCUUGCGCAUGGGGCAGCAUCCAACCUACAGGAACGCCUGUUUCUCUUGAGUGAUUUCUCCCAUAUGAUGAUCUGUCAGAAGUGUUCCAGAGUUGCAAACGUGGUCCUACGCAGCACUACAGAUAGAAAAGUACGGGGGCCUUAUUGUUCAUUUUGUAAAUCAAUUGAACAUAUUGUAAAAAUUAAUGUACCUUAUGGAGCUAAAUUGCUUUAUCAAGAGCUUUUUAGCAUGGGAAUUUGUUUGAAGUUCAAAACAGAGCUGUGCUGACUUCAUAUCACCAAAUUUUGAGAACUUGACAGGUGCUUCUGUAAAUAACUGUUUUUAUUACGUGAUAACUAACGAGUUUUUAUAAUGAGUUAGCUGUAAUUCCAGGUAUC
Molecule: messenger RNA, 4254 nt
Organism: Nymphaea colorata (pocket water lily)
Lineage: Eukaryota; Viridiplantae; Streptophyta; Magnoliopsida; Nymphaeales; Nymphaeaceae
Product: DNA-directed RNA polymerases IV and V subunit 2-like
Exons: 9
Coding region: 602-4144 (1180 amino acids)
Biological process (GO): DNA-templated transcription
Cellular component (GO): RNA polymerase II, core complex
Molecular function (GO): ribonucleoside binding; DNA-directed RNA polymerase activity; DNA binding
Source: RefSeq, a predicted model, not a curated record